Molecule: messenger RNA, 783 nt
Organism: Paramecium octaurelia
Lineage: Eukaryota; Ciliophora; Oligohymenophorea; Peniculida; Parameciidae
Source: the annotation of a GenBank genome assembly
AUGGAUUAGAUCGAAUAUGUGAAUCUUGAAAAGAAGCCAUAGACUAAUAAGAAUAAUUAAAGAGGAAGAUAAAAUAAUAGACCAAACAAAAAUGAUAGAAAUAGAAGAAACCAAAGAGAUAAUAAACCACCAUUCAAGAAUCAAAAAAAACAAUGGAGAAACAAGGAUUAAUAGAGAUAAAAAGUAGAUUAUUUAUUUUAAUUUUUAAGCGUCCAUUUCAAUCUGAGAAUAGGAUUGUGGCAACUGGCUAGAAGAGAAGACAAUUAUAAUAAAGAAAAUUUACUUAAAGAUCUAAAGCCCCCAGAAAUAUUUAACCAAAUGUCAUCAUCAAAGGAUUGGAUCCAAAAAUGACAGAAGCUGGUUUAUAAGUAUAGAAAUCAUAUCAUCCUCCCCUUUAGGAAGCAUGCAAAGAUUUUGGCCCAAUGAAUAUGUGCAAAUUAGACAGGGAUAACUUUGGAUAAGUGAAGGUAUUAUUAAUUAUUAAGUUUUGAACAGCCAGAAGGAAUUGGAUUAGUUAGAUUCACAAGAGUAGAAGAUGCAAAAGCUUGUGUCGAAAAGCUAGAUGGUGUUACUGUGUAAAUCAUUGGGGAAAAUAACAAUGUAAAUCAUUGAAAUAAUCUUUAGGAAAAAGUAAUAUCUGCAACCUUCGUUGAUGAUUAAGAAUAAGUUGACGAUAAUAGAAAUAGAGGUGUAUUGAACAUUACUAAGAGAUCAAUAAAUAAAAGGUAUUGAUUCAAUAAAAUUAAAAUAGAAACUGGAGAAGAUGAAUUUGAAUAAACACAA